Haemonchus placei is the source of this 1986-nucleotide messenger RNA. Lineage: Eukaryota; Metazoa; Nematoda; Chromadorea; Rhabditida; Trichostrongylidae. The record is from the annotation of a GenBank genome assembly.
AUGCCUAACGGUACUCCAACGAAAACAUCGCUGGAAUUCGCUGAUGGCCAGUUGUCACCUGCGUCGUUGCGACGUCGCAGUACUCGUGCCAGUGCGCUGAAAGCGCAAGAGAAGAUUAAACUCAAAGAUGAUGUAAUUGUCACGGCGAACAUGGAUAGGGGAGAUGUCGAGGAAAGCGGUGAAACGGUUCCCAAGAAGCGGCGGCUGCAAGUUGGAUCCGGUUUCGACCAGUUCAGCCAUAAGUUUGGACUGCGGGAGCAAGAAGGAAAUGUCUACCCUCUGACGGAUGAAAGCGAAGUGUCAUCCCUACAUGACAGUGAAAUCUUGACGCUGAAAGCAAGCUAUGACAAGUUGGUGAGCAAAGAGCUCACUUCGGAGCAGCGACAUGAGCGAGCUCUUAUGAUCAAACAAUGUGAAGCAGAGUUACGAUUAGAAGAAGCGAAACUAAUGAUGCUGAAGAAAGUCAAAGCAAGUCAGAUGCUGGCCAAUCAAAAGCUUCAUGAGGCCAAGAAGGGAGUAGCUCAUAUGUCACUCAAUAACACCGGUGGUGCAUACAAGCCACUUGUGGCACCGCCCUUGAACAAAAGCGGCUCUACUAAUGGAAAGAGUACGAAUUCGGCAUCGCGAACGAAUCCUGUUUUAGGACUGGCCGGUUUGACGACUCAACAACAACAGGAGCUUCUCCGCAGUGCACAGGCCAACCCUGCUGCUUUGCAAGCUUUACUCAUGCAGGCCGCGAAGAAUGGGCAGUCUCCAGCACAAGCACUUGCUGCGCUAUUCGCGAAUCACGCUUCCACCUCGUCGCACCCCGUUGUUUCUGUAGCUCAACAGUUGAAAGAACAACGCGCAAAAGAGGAGCUACUCCUUAAGGAACAGGCAGCAGCAGCCACGCAGGCGAACACCGCUGCACAACAGGCAAAAUUACUAGCAGCACAAACUCCCCAGCAACGCGCCGCCACCGCAAGGCAGGCCUUCCGAAUGCAAGCCGAUAAGCAACUUAUGCAGCAAAUCUCCGCUCCGAAAACUCCUCCAACCGAUUUGUUUUUCAUUCCAAACGGCUCGCAACCAGAUUUUUGCUACCUCGUCGGCCUAGAUCUCGUCGUUCAACGGGUGCUCAAAGACAAGAAUGUAUACAGGUCUGUCACUGAGGGACCGUACGAAUGCGAGGAAUGCGGCACAGAUUUUACGCCUUCGUGGAAGGCUAUUGGCACGUCAUUCUCGGAUAUGCACCUCUACUGCGAACAGUGUGAGUUCGAAAAGCAAAUAGCCGAUGGUAAGCUAGAGGCGGCCCUUGCUGCUGCUGCGCAGGCGCACGCAGCAGCAGCCGCUGCAGCGGCAGCCUCAUCAGCCUCCAUUGCCUCCACCAGUCAAGCGCAAAACUUGAGUACAAAACCUAAUCCAUUGCAAGGGACACCGCAACGUAGCGGGACCAGUACACCGACAUUGCGUAAGGCAGCUACCCCGGUACCACCUUCCACGACCCCACUUUCGAAAGUUGGUGCGACAUCUUCAGGCACGACUUCUAAUCCUCCAUCCCUGAAGAAAUCGAGUAGUGCUCCUGGAUUAAAUAUGGCAGCAAUGCAACAGCAAAUGGCAGCUAUGCAACAGUUAGUUCGCGCAAAUCCAAUGAUGGCGAUGGCAGCCACUCAGAUGGCGGGUGCUGCAGCUGCUGGCAAUCCUAUGGCAAGCAUGAUGCAACAGAUGUGGAAUCCAAUGAUGUUGCAGGCGGCUGCUACUCAAAUGCGCUUGCAGCAACAACAAGCGCAACAGCAGGCAAGUCAGCCAAAUAUGGCAAUGACAAUGCUCGCGCAAGCUGUACAGCAUGCACAGUCAUCUGGAUUAACUGGUCAGAACAACAACGCCAUUGCUCAACUAGCUGCUGCAGCUGCAAUGAAUCCCGCACUGAUGAACAAUCCUCAAUUGCUACGACAAAUCCAGCAAAUGCAGAGCCGUGGACUGAUUGAAUCGCUGCAAAGGAAGAAGUAA